GUUCCUAUUUACACUGUGGAGAAACCUGGGUUUCAACGACUUAUUAAGCAGCUAAACCCAAGGUAUGCUCUUCCCUCCCGGAAUCACUUUAUGUAUAGUGAAAUCCCAGAGCUGUACAACACAACAAAACAAACUCGCAGCAGCAUCAGGGGAAUCCGUACUUCUCCUGUACCACUGACCUUUGGACCAGCAGGGCUGCAUCCUCUUUCAUGGCUAGCUGGUGUCUGGGAUGUGUUGGGCUACAUUCAGAGCAUACAGGAGACUGCUUUGGAGGAGAUAGUACAGGAAUCAUGGAAGCUGGACACAACUAAAAUGGCAGCCAUCACUACAGAUAAUGCUUCAUCUAACAAGAAAGCAUUUAAGCAGCAUUUCACACGGGUCCCAUGCUUUGGUCACAACCUGCACUUAGCUAUAAAAAAGGGUCUUGAUAUUGAUAGUGUGUCAGGAGCAUUAUCCAGGUUGAGAAAAACAGCGGCAGCUUUCACAAGGUCACCAAAGAUGACCCAGCAGCGAAAGAAUAAACAAAAAGACUUGAAGCUACCAGAACACAGACUCAUCCAUGAUGAGCCAACACGCUGGGACUCGUCUUUUGAAAUGGUGGAUAGGUUUAUUCAACAGCAGCAAGCAGUCAGUACAAUUUUAGCAGAGGACAGAAAGAAGUGGUAUCUUAUGCAAAAAGAUCACCAUUUUUGA
Molecule: messenger RNA, 693 nt
Organism: Menidia menidia (Atlantic silverside)
Lineage: Eukaryota; Metazoa; Chordata; Actinopteri; Atheriniformes; Atherinopsidae
Source: the annotation of a GenBank genome assembly